Molecule: messenger RNA, 493 nt
Organism: Callithrix jacchus (white-tufted-ear marmoset)
Lineage: Eukaryota; Metazoa; Chordata; Mammalia; Primates; Cebidae
Source: RefSeq, a predicted model, not a curated record
GUUAGCGAAAGUGUUCUUCUUUCCUUUUUGCUGUAGGCCCAAGUGGUUGCUGCCAAGAUGGGCAAGUUCAUGAAACCUGUGAAGGUGGUGCUUGUCCUGGCUGGACGCUACUCUGGACACAAAGCCGUCAUCAUGAAGAGCAUUGAUGAUGGCACCUCAGAUCGCCCCUCCAGCCAUGCUCUGGUGGCUGGAAUUGACUACUAUCUCCGCAAACUGACAGCUGCCAUGGGCAAGAAGAAGAUCGCCAAGAGGUCAAAGAUCAAGUCUUUUGUGAAAGUUUAUAACUAGAACCACCUAAUGCCCACAAGGUACUCUGUGAAUAUCCCCUUGGACAAAACUGUCAUCAAUAAGGAUGUCUUCAGAGAUCCUGCCCUUAAACGCAAGGCCCGACAAGAGGCCAAGGUCAAGUUUGAGGAGAUAUACAAGACAGGCUAGAAAAAGUGGUUCUUGCAGAAGAUGUAGUUUUGUUUUGGUCAUUAGAAAAUAAAAAGAA